Mycena indigotica is the source of this 2094-nucleotide messenger RNA. RefSeq names its product FYVE-type domain-containing protein. The record is from RefSeq and is a predicted model, not a curated record. The coding region runs from base 1 to 2094 and encodes 697 amino acids. Gene Ontology annotation, molecular function: metal ion binding. NCBI's taxonomy places the organism in Eukaryota, Fungi, Basidiomycota, Agaricomycetes, Agaricales, Mycenaceae. The transcript has 7 exons.
AUGACGGACAACGCACCCAGUGUGCCUUACCAGGCCUACCGCUCUAAACGACACUCUUAUACGUCUAAUGCGCAAGUUAGAACCAUCACCGUUCCCGCCGCGUCACCUCCGACUUCCCGACCAACAAGCUUAUUAGUCCCCGCCUCACCUCCAGCCGUUCAGAAUGGAGUCUCUGCUUCUGAGAAAGACAGUCCAGUGAUUGAGAUAUCAACACCUGAAACUAUCGACCUUCCGAAAUCGCCUCCACUUCCUGUUGUCGUCCUAAACCCUUCCCCACCCGCGUCGCCUAUCACCGAGCCAGAACCUCCUUUAGUCAACGGCUCACCCACAACUCCCUCUCCACAACUUCCCAUCGAACCACCAUCCUCACCUGCCGCUUCAUCUUCUACAGCUUUACCAGACGAUAAGCCCCGCAAGACCUCUACAUUUCGUCGUGUCCCACGCGCGCCACGGACACCAUUACCCUCUUCUCCGUUAGCUGGUGGUCACACACGAACUAUUUCCAGCUCAUCACUCGGUUUACCCGCUGCACGAUCCCCCCUCGUGGCCGAGCACUCCCAACGACCAGCAUCCGUAUUUGCCGAAUCAUCAUUGUCUUCUUCCCCGUCCCGGCCAUCACCGCUUCCAUCCUUGGUUGAAAAUCGCAGACAUUCAACCCCACUCAACGCCGAUGCGGUAGCAGCCACGCUAGCCACCACUGUGGUUCCUCCUCAGCGAACGUCAUCAUUGCAGCCAACAUCACCUGCAAGCAUCUCUCGCGCUUCUUCUGCGACAAUAUCUCGCCAAACAUCUCCUAGCCCAGCACCUCCUUCGCCCUCAGCGUUGAGUCCACCCACUCCUCCUCGGCAAACAUCAGCGCCAUAUCGACCAGGUUUCCAGCCCAAGGGCGUCUAUCGCCCAAGAACUGACGAGUUCAUUGCUCAUCGACAAGCUCAUGCUGUGUCAGCUGGCUAUGCCUCAUCUGAAAGGACAAAAUUGGAACGACGGUUAGAAAAACUCAUUUCUCUUCAUUUCCCCAAUGAAGCGAAAAGGCGUCCUGGUAUGCUACCGCAAGCAACUCAGAGUCGGCGUGCUUCUUCGUUUUUUGAUAUUGACAUCAAGAGUAUUUUGAGUGGGGGCAAGGAGGAUACUCGAUCUGCUGAACAACGGAUAACUCCGUGGGAAGAAGAUUCAGCCGUAAGCAAGUGCCCUUUGUGUCUGGCCAACUUCCACCAGCUCACCAAUCGAAAGCAUCAUUGCCGAUUAUGUGGACAGAUAAUAUGUGCGCAACCGGUGAAACGACCUCAACGACCGCAAUUAUGCUCCAUUCUGUUCGUUGUCGAUCCCAAGACGCGAGAGAUUGAAGAAGUGGGUGAGGGUGUUGACUAUGGUGUACGGAAGCGGAAGACCUCAACUGUCGGCGGUCCAAUACCACCUCAGGAACUUGCAGAGGAAGAGAAGUUUCUACGAGGCGUCAGAAUAUGCAAUCAGUGCCGGCCUGUGUUGCUACGACAGCAGUAUCACCAGCAAGCUACUCAUGUCCCGACGUUCGUCAGGCUUUACGAUGCUUUCAUUGCUCUGGAGAAGGAGAUUGAAGACUCUCUACCGCAGUUCCAAGAAUUGAUUCUUAGCCUGACUCAUGAUUCUCAGCCUACGAAAGAAGCCUCCGCCGCCAGAAAGCGGUUGCUUGAAGCGUUCGCGCAAUACGACGCGAUUGCAAAGCGGAUACGAAACCUCGCUGCACCCAACGGCGGGUCACAGGAACGAGUCCAGAUCGCAGUCAUGACGCGGGCAAAUCUGUUCUUACAGAAGAACAUGUUCCCUCUCCAGUCUCUGCCUAUGCCCAAACGCGCAAAUACGGCAACCUCGGCAACCCCAGUAGCCGUCGAAGAGGAAGAAGACUUGAUCGACCCGUCGUCUGCUACAGCACUGGCGCUCCAGCCGUUACUGGAGCAAGAGGCGCUGUUGGAGACGUAUGUCGAGGAGGCAAAAGCUCAACGGAAAUUCGAGGAUGCAAAAACGUUGCGGGUCAAUUUGGGCGAGAUUCGUGCAGAAAUUGAGCGGUUGCUUGCUGCAGAGGGGUUGAAAGGGCGCAAGGUGAAGAAGGCAAGGUGA